AUGGUAGAUCCAAAGAGACACAUUUACAUACUGUCUGCCGAGGAGCAAGCGUUUCUGGAAGAGUGUGAGCAUGAGUACGCAAACCGGUUCACGGAUCUUGAUGAGGAGUUCAUGGAGUACUGUAAGCGGGCACCGCACCCUCCGCCGAUAGUUUACCCAUGGAACCCCGGAUAUCGGCGUGGUGGUGGCGGCGGAGGCGGUCCUUGGCGUGGUCACCGGAAUGACCGCCGGUUCCAUGACAGAGGGCGAGGUGGCCAUUUUUCGCAAGGACAGCGAUACGACGGAUCAAGGCAACGAUCGUACCAUGGAGAUCGGGAUGAUUACAACAGAAACAAUCAUUAUGAGCACCGGAGCAAUCAUCGCGAUCAUCACAAUCGGUACGAGCGUGGUCGUGGCGAUCGCAAUGCACCGUACCGCCUGCACGAUCGGCAGCAACAUCAGCAGCAGAAUCAUGACGCGAACCGUUGAUGGUAGUUCCUUGAGCGCCAUACCAAAUUCCGCUUUCCCGAACAGUUCCACCGUUCGGAAGCAAUAUCAUCUUUGUUCAUCCCGUUCUACAGCAGAUUCUUUACAAGGAUGUAAAUAAAUAUUUGUAAAUAAAAGCUGGGUGAAACACAGCA
Messenger RNA from Anopheles aquasalis, 620 nucleotides. RefSeq names its product RNA guanine-N7 methyltransferase activating subunit. The record is from RefSeq and is a predicted model, not a curated record. Gene Ontology annotation, biological process: RNA 5'-cap (guanine-N7)-methylation. NCBI's taxonomy places the organism in Eukaryota, Metazoa, Arthropoda, Insecta, Diptera, Culicidae. Gene Ontology annotation, molecular function: RNA binding. Gene Ontology annotation, cellular component: mRNA capping enzyme complex.